CAAUCAAUCAAUCAAUCUGAUCAAUCACGCGGCUGGCGGGAAAACGAACACAUAAUGAACAAACUACUCCCCAGUCCUCUUGUCUUUUCAGAUCUUCGACUUGCAGGGUUUCCGAUCUCCACACUAGAUAAUGUAGCGCACAGCGCGUCAGUUCGCAGCCGGGUUGGCUAUGAAACGCAUAGUGAUGGUUUUUCUUCGUUGAGAAUGACAGAUCAACUCUCUUUAAAAGCGCUACAAGUUGUCUUGGUUGGAGAGCACCUAAGAAACCGACUGCGUGCUGAACAAGAUCCUGCCAUGAUCCGCGACCGGCGCUAUCACCUCCGUAUGUACUCUUGCUGUUUUGUGGGCCGUGACCUUGUGGACUGGUUGAUUAAGAAUGGCGACGCCAACAGCCGUGGAGGAGCAAUUCAGUGCAUGAAUAUUCUUUUGGAGAACAGCAUAUUCCAUCACGUCUGUGAUGAUCAUCAGUUUAAAGAUGAGAUGCUGUUUUACAGGUUCCGCAGAGAUGAUGAUACAGUUGUGUCUAAUCCUGACCUUGCCAUAAUAUAUAGGGGUUGUGAUAUCUACUACAGGGCAAAGAAUGAGGAUUGUCAGCUGAUUAAGUCACGUCCUUGUCAUGACUUUGUGUACAGGAACUGUUUUACAGGCCGUGAGCUGGUAGACUGGCUAAUACAAAAUGGUGAAGUUUCUGACAGAGGGCAGGGGGUGAUACUUGGAAGAGAACUUCUAGACCAGGGAAUCAUUAAGCAUGUUACAGAUGAGUUUCACUUCAGAGAUGAAAAUGUCUUUUAUCAAUUUAUGAUUGACAAGGAAGUAAAUAAAAAGAUGAUCGAUGCACUGGGGAUUGUUGAUGACAAGCUUCCAGGCUCCCCAAGGAGUUUGAGACGAAGGAAUAUCCCUGCGCCUCUGAACACACAAAAAUCCAGUCCAGUCCCUUUUGCAAAAGAAAGGCCUCAGUUGGAAGAGCCAUUUGAUUACCAAAGAUCGCCUGAUAGUCCAGAUUUCUUCCCAUCAAGUGGCAGCCCAAACAACCAGUCACCCAGACCAGUUAUUUUAAGAGAAAUCACUACAGCAGAACUGUUGGAUCCAGAUGGACCUUAUAUCACAAAGAAUGUCAUUGUAAAGAGUGAUGCAGUAGGCUUUGGUUUUGUUGUUCGGGGCUCCAGUCCUGUCUACGUACAAACAAUAGAUCCUAAAGGACCAGCAGCUGCUGCUGGUUUAAAGGUACGGAUGUUUCUAAAGAGUGUGAAUGGUAAAGAUGUGCUCUAUUGGAACCACAGACAGGUCUCUCAGGAGAUUUUGAGGGGGCAGAAUAUUGUGCACCUGGUAGUUAUGACUCACUUCAAGGGUGCCGCUCAGUAGCUCUUCUCUCUUUUGUUGGAAAAAAUUGUAGGGAAAUCACCACUCACACUAACUUAGUGCUUCCUUAUUUGAACUGCUCAAAUUAAACAACAAAGUAAAAUUAAUGAGUUUCAUCUUACCAAGAAUUUUGUAAAAAUGAUGACUAUAUUGUAUGUCUGUAUAAACAGAAUAGAUGAUUAAAUUCAUUUAUGAUAGACGAAUGAGAUGUUUUUUGAAGAAGGAAAGAGAUCCUUUAUUUUAUUUGGAAAGCAAUUUUUAGAGACUUGAUAUCAAAGUAUUUAUGUAUGAAUGAACAUAUAUUAUCAAUAAAUCAUAACAAUCCAG
Molecule: messenger RNA, 1686 nt
Organism: Orbicella faveolata
Lineage: Eukaryota; Metazoa; Cnidaria; Anthozoa; Scleractinia; Merulinidae
Product: DEP domain-containing mTOR-interacting protein-like
Biological process (GO): positive regulation of GTPase activity; intracellular signal transduction; G protein-coupled receptor signaling pathway
Cellular component (GO): plasma membrane
Molecular function (GO): guanyl-nucleotide exchange factor activity; GTPase activator activity; protein binding
Source: RefSeq, a predicted model, not a curated record